Messenger RNA from Camellia sinensis, 1633 nucleotides. RefSeq names its product E3 ubiquitin protein ligase RIE1. NCBI's taxonomy places the organism in Eukaryota, Viridiplantae, Streptophyta, Magnoliopsida, Ericales, Theaceae. The record is from RefSeq and is a predicted model, not a curated record. Gene Ontology annotation, cellular component: plant-type vacuole. Gene Ontology annotation, molecular function: ubiquitin protein ligase activity. Gene Ontology annotation, biological process: ubiquitin-dependent protein catabolic process; protein ubiquitination.
UCUGGAGUAUUGAUGAGAAAGAAACUGUGAGAAAUGCGAGAAGGUAACAGGAAAAACGAAGCCAACUAUCCUUUUUAUAUAUUUUCUCGCUAUAGACAGAACGUCAUCCCUCUCUCUACAUCAUCUAGACUUCCCGAAGAAUUCAGGAAUGAACUCACUGAGUCGCUAACCACCGUUUCUAACCCACUCACCACUCUCUCUCUUUACAAUUUCCCAAAUGGCGGAGUCAUCUGCGGCGGCGGCGGCGGCGGCGACGACUGAGCUGCCCACCACCACUCCCCUCCUCCGGCAUCGUCAGGACUCUGCGGCGGCGGCGACGCAACAGACGACGCUGGCGGCGCUGCUAGGGCGUGCGACGGGCCGGAGGGGAGCCUCGAUGCUGGUUCGAGAGACGGCGGCACGGCAGCUGGAUGAGCGGCGCGCCGACUGGGGGUACUCGAAGCCGGUGGUGGCGCUGGACAUGGUGUGGAACCUGGCGUUCGUUGUGGUGUCGGUGGUGAUGUUGAUUUGCACAGUGGAGGAGAGGCCUAACGUGCCGAUUAGGGUUUGGAUCUGCUGUUACUCGCUGCAGUGCUUGGUGCAUGUGGUUCUGGUGUGGUUGGAGUAUCGGAGGAGGAACAGGACGAUCAGAUUCCGAGAUGUGGAUGCAUCGACGAGGACUGAUACGAAUUCAGUUGAUGCGAAUGAUAGUGAGGAUGAGGAAACUGGAGGCGCUUUGGGAAUUUCUAGUCGAUCGAGUUGGACUACACGAUGCGAAUCUGUGAAUACAAUGGCAUCAUUUCUCUGGUGGAUAGUUGGCUUCUAUUGGGUUGUUUCUGGUGGUAACAUUCUUUUGCACAAUGCUCCACGGCUGUACUGGUUGGCUGUGGUAUUUCUGGCAUUCGAUGUGUUCUUCGCCAUCUUUUGUGUUGUUUUGGCGUGUUUGAUAGGGAUCGCGCUUUGUUGCUGCUUGCCUUGCAUCAUUGCGAUUCUUUAUGCUGUUGCAGGCCAGGAAGGUGCAUCAGAUGCAGAUCUCAGUAUCCUCCCAAAAUACAAAUUCCAAAUCUCUGGCUGUGAGGAAAAGCCUGGUGUUGGAGGAGGUAGAAUGGUUCCUGAUGAAACAAGUAGUGGAUGCUUGGCUAAUGAACGAAUUAUUUUGCCUGAGGACGCAGAAUGUUGUAUAUGUCUGACUCCAUACGAGGAUGGAGCACAGCUUCAUGCGCUUCCCUGCAACCAUCAUUUCCACUUGACAUGCAUUGUGAAAUGGCUUAAGAUGAAUGCAACAUGUCCACUCUGCAAGUACAACAUCCUCAAGGGAAUGGAACAGGUUUGAGAAAAACUUUCAAUGUUGCUGGUUGAAGUUGAUGAGUUUUCUCUCUCCUUUGUCUCUGAAUGUACAGGAGAAGUCAAGGCAAGAGAUACAACACAAGCUUUCCUGAUGCAUUCAUCAAAAUAAAUUUGUAGAAUUUAUUUAAUUGAGCUUCAUUUUGAGUGUUUGUUUCAGUCUUGAGGUGACGUCUUGAUUUAUUUUUCUUCUUUUUAACUGGUGUGAAAACAAAGCUACUUCCAAUUUCCAACCUUUUAUUGUAUUUUAGUUUGAUUAGUAAAAAAGAAGAAUAUAUAUAUACACACACAUACACAAGUACUUGUAAUA